CUGCACGUCAAUCAUUCCAGCAGCACGUGGCCGAGAGCGUCCUACGCGCUCCGCCAUUGGUCAGUUGCGCUCCUCGGCUUGGCGUCUGGCUCGCGAGUCCCAGUGAUGGUUGAGUAGUGUGGGUGCCCCCCAAAUUUUUAUAUUAUCCCCGUUGUUUGGCCCUGUCUGUGCACCCUAGCGCUGUUUGCACUCGUCUGCUGUAAAACCACCUUGGAAAUUCGGGAUUAAAACUAAAGCGUGCGGGUAUGUGCGACAACCAACACCGGAACUGGCCGGCGAUUUAUCUGUGAAUGAUCGCUUCUUCAGUCUCUAUCUUUGUACCUUUUUGUCUUCAUCGGAGAAUCCUUCAGAGAAAUACCCACCAAGAACAAAGAUCGUGGGGGUUUAGCCCGCUUAGCCUCGCCUCUUUUGGAUAUACACAUCGCAAAAUUCUCCCAGCCUGUGAAUAAAAACUCACGGAUCAUUUUUAUUUUGCAGUGGAGAUAUUUUUUUUAUCAUCGACCAGGCAUCAGAUAAUGGAACGGACAUGAAUGGAUAUAAACUUUGUGACUUCGCCAGAACAAGUGCAGUAGUAAACACGAUCAGAUAAAAAUUUCCCCCGUAAAAGAAGCUACAGCCGCUCCUCAGAUGCCUUCGUUAUCAUAGCCUGGCGGACACACGAGACACGAUCAUUCAACAAAGAUGAGACGAACACAACGGGAUGCGUCGACUCAUCGCCGAGCUAUCGAGAAGCGAAGCAGGGAGAGAAUUGGCCACAGUUUGAAAGAACUGAAACGACUCCUGCCAAACUUCAAACAGCAUGGCUCCAAGACUGGUGAGCAGAUGGACUUAUUACAGUCAGCAGUGGACUACCUCAAGUCUAUCCAAACUUCAUCCUCGGUCGACCAUCUCUCCUGGUCAUCAGAAUCGGCCAAAUCGACCCAGUCGUUGGGAGAGGGCCCCCUCCCAAGCCUCUUCAACCCCGCCCCUGCCCCGGUCGACGCCAUGAUGGACGGGUACCAAGACUGCUUGGAGGAAACCAUCCGCUAUCUGGUGCAGGUGGAAGGGUUCCCGCCUAACCACGACAUCAUCAUCCGCCUGAGGGCGCACUUGAUCCAAUCCCAGAGCAAACUGGAUUUGAACAACCAGUUGCGGAGCACGGGUCAGGCCAGGUUGACCCUCGACCAGUAUUACGACCUGCAACAGCGCCACCACCGGGUGGGACUUGGACAGUUUGCCACGCAUGCGCAUAGAAGUGGUGUCAUGGGUUCGUCCACCCAGACCUCUCCACAACUUGCCCACACUAAUGCCUGUGCCGCGUACCCGCCAGGGUCGGCCAUGUUGGCUCGGCACGGGACCUCCACCCUGGAUGCCCUACACCCAAAGACUCUCCCCACCCAGGGGGGCUUGUCACACCUCCCCCUCGGGGUCAUGACGCCCCUCACGGUGGACACCAAUCAGUAUUACGCCAUGCCGUCUCCGCUGGCCCACUGCUUGUCGGAGGGCGCCCUCGAGCGGCAGGGCUCCACCGAGCCCCUGUUGACCAUCGCGAGAACUCUGCCCACCAACACGGUCACGUGCAGCAACAGCAGCAGCACCACUCUGGGGCGGACUGCGGUAGCACGGAGUGUGGUGGUGAACCCCAGGACAGUGCAGCUCCCGAGCAGUGUGCAGAGUGCAGCGCCCUCUGUCGCCAGCAAUGUGUCAGGGUCACACCUAGGGUUCAACUUGAACUACGACGCACCCUAUCUCGUUGCCUUUGUCAGACCUGCAGCUCAGUAAAAACAGAAAAUUUCGCCAAGAACCUUUUUGUAUUCUCCUUACCUCAGAAAGAUCAACUUGUGUUAUUAUGUUUGUCUUACAUUAACAGUAAUAUCAGUUAAUUCAACAGUAAUUUACUUCUCCAAAAGGGAAUUAAAUUCAUUGUAAUUAGAAAUAAUCCUGAUGAUUUCUCCAACCAGAUGCCUUGACCGUCAGAAUAGGGAAUAUCAACUGGAAAAUGGCCAUAAACAGUGACUGACGUUUGAAAAAAUUGAUGUUAUUUUGGCCUCGAGUUUAAAAUAUCAAUAACUGUAGAAAAUGUACAUUUUACAUGUAUUAAGGAUCAACAUGGGUUUGAUUAUGCAUGCAGUACCAUUUUCGGUUCUUUUUUUAAUCUUGGUUACAUUUUAAUUCAUUCCAAAACACUCGUAAUAGCGCCCUCUCGUGGUGGUGCAUAAGAGUUCCAAUCUCACGAAACAGCACCAGACUAAUAUUUGGGCUCCUACUCUGGCUAAUCAGGUCUUGUUCCUUUUUUUGUGUAUCCCUAUAUCAUAUCAAGCACUUCUGUGAAUGAACUGAAGCCAGAGCAAACAUUCGUAGUUGUUUGAAUGAUUUCAAACGUUUUGGAUUCCCUAUCCAGAUUUAAAACCAAUCUAAGGCAUUAAUUUUUGCAGAUUUCUCCGUGAUUUCUGGGCAUAUUAUUGUUCAAGUCAGGUUUUUCGUGAAAUCAACUUUACGUUUCUAGUAUUCCAAACAUUCCCAAAACGUCCUGUUAGUUUUGCUCAAAUGUUUUACAGGUAUUGUGCAUGUAAUUAUGUAAACAAAAAAUCCGUUCAAUUAAAACUGUUUAUGACUCAUUUACAAGAUCGAUCUCAUAAUGUUUUAUAGUUGUACAUUUCUUUUGCACACUAUACAGAAUAAACACAGCAAUGUUCAUUUUUUUCUUGUA
Molecule: messenger RNA, 2689 nt
Organism: Patiria miniata (bat star)
Lineage: Eukaryota; Metazoa; Echinodermata; Asteroidea; Valvatida; Asterinidae
Product: hairy/enhancer-of-split related with YRPW motif-like protein
Exons: 5
Coding region: 682-1761 (359 amino acids)
Biological process (GO): anterior/posterior pattern specification; regulation of neurogenesis; regulation of transcription by RNA polymerase II
Cellular component (GO): nucleus
Molecular function (GO): protein dimerization activity; RNA polymerase II cis-regulatory region sequence-specific DNA binding; DNA-binding transcription factor activity, RNA polymerase II-specific
Source: RefSeq, a predicted model, not a curated record